Messenger RNA from Pseudoliparis swirei, 3268 nucleotides. RefSeq names its product WD repeat domain 45B (gene wdr45b). Gene Ontology annotation, molecular function: phosphatidylinositol-3,5-bisphosphate binding; phosphatidylinositol-3-phosphate binding; protein binding. Gene Ontology annotation, biological process: protein lipidation; nucleophagy; autophagy of mitochondrion. The transcript is spliced from 10 exons. Gene Ontology annotation, cellular component: phagophore assembly site membrane; cytosol; extrinsic component of membrane. Bases 432 to 1466 code for a protein of 344 amino acids. The record is from RefSeq and is a predicted model, not a curated record. NCBI's taxonomy places the organism in Eukaryota, Metazoa, Chordata, Actinopteri, Perciformes, Liparidae.
AAAUUAAACUUUUCACGCGACUCGGUCACAGCAAUAGUGGAGUUAACUUACCACUCUAUGUUAUUAAAGACGAUAAACUAUGGUCGGCAGGAAUCCAAUCAUAGACACGGCGACUGAAGUUAAAAACCCUUCCUUGAGCUUUUGCUGAUCGCAAACGCAUUGAAGUGCCUUCACUCUAUAUUACACACAUUAAUAAAGAUACUAUUUAGAUUAUUUCAAUGUUAAAGAUUUGCUCAAAUAGCGUUACAUUCCCGGAGCGCCCCGUGAACUCCCCCGCUGGACUGGGGACGGCGCUCUCCUGGCAGGAGCCGCAGUUGUUUUUCUCCUCGCUGCCCAGCAGACUGAAGUAAUGGUCGCGUUAGCCGGUUAGCUCUCCAGGCAGCAGCUGUAGCAUUUACGUUAUUUGGCUUUCGGUUGUUGUGUUUAAAAUAAUGAAUCUACUACCGUCUAAUCCUCACGGGAACGGGCUCCUGUAUGCUGGGUUUAACCAGGACAAUGGAUGCUUUGCCUGUGGAAUGGAGAACGGCUUCCGUGUGUACAAUACAGAUCCUCUCAAAGAGAAGGAGAAACAAGAGUUCCUGGAGGGCGGAGUCGGCCACGUGGAGAUGCUGUUUAGGUGUAACUAUUUAGCAUUAGUGGGAGGAGGAAAGAAGCCAAAGUACCCAACCAACAAAGUGAUGAUCUGGGAUGACCUGAAGAAGAAGACGGUAAUUGAGAUUGAGUUCUCAACAGAAGUCAAAGCGGUGAAGCUUCGGCGGGACAGGAUCGUGGUGGUCCUGGACUCGAUGAUCAAGGUCUUCACCUUCACCCACAACCCCCAUCAGCUGCAUGUGUUUGAGACCUGCUAUAACCCUAAAGGUCUCUGCGUGCUCUGUCCCAACAGCAACAACUCCCUGCUGGCGUUCCCGGGGACUCACUCGGGCCACGUGCAGAUCGUGGACCUGGCGAACACGGAGAAGCCCCCUGUCGACAUCCCCGCCCACGAGGGGGCGCUGUGCUGCAUCGCUCUCAACCUGCAGGGCACGAGAAUAGCCACGGCGUCGGAGAAAGGGACCCUCAUCAGAAUUUUCGACACGUCCGCAGGCCAGCUCAUCCAGGAGCUGCGGCGAGGCUCUCAGGCAGCCAGCAUUUACUGCAUUAACUUCAACCAGGACGCGUCCCUCAUCUGCGUGUCCAGUGACCACGGCACGGUGCACAUCUUUGCUGCAGAGGACCCGAAAAGGAACAAGCAGUCGAGUUUGGCGUCGGCCAGUUUUCUUCCCAAAUACUUCAGCUCCAAGUGGAGCUUCUCCAAGUUCCAGGUUCCGUCCGGCUCUCCCUGCGUGUGCGCCUUCGGGACGGAGCCCAACGCCGUCAUCGCCAUUUGUGCCGACGGCAGCUACUACAAAUUCCUCUUCAACCAGAAAGGGGAGUGUGCCAGAGACGUGUACGCCCAGUUCCUGGAGAUGACCGAUGAGAAGAUAUGACCUUUGACCCAUAAGGAGACUUGACGCAGCCAGUUUUUUUUUGUGGAAAUCUUUAUUAUUUUGGAGCAGAGUUCCCACGCUGCUCUUCUUCUUCUUCUUCUUCUUCUUAUAUUGACAGACUCUGUAAAAAGAGCAUCAAAUGACCGGAGGACAAAGAAAGCGGAUCACGGACUUUGGGGAUGGACCCUCACGGCAAAGAUGAGCGGAUGGAGGUACCGACAAGGACUUUUCUCUCGCGGAUUUAAGGAUCUCCUCCGAACGAGAGGACUCAGAUUAACGCUCGGCGAAAAGAAGAAGAAGUCGUGUUCUCGAAUGGGCGACAUGCCGCUUUUUAAGACGUCUUCCGAGGAAUUUACACAAGGAUGGUUAUUUUUUAAUCGAUGAUUCUGAUAGACGGAUUGAAAAUAUUAAGAUUUUUGUCGACUAACACCACCUAACUGAACUGUAGGGAGUGCCUCGAGACGGGAGAGAAUCUGUGUGCACAUGUUGUUGUCAUAUAUACAUGCGUGUGUUUGUGUAAUUACCAAUGUACCAUAUCGGGUGUUUGCAGAGCAACAUCGGUAUGAGGUGACGCGUCUCCAGCGUUGUGAAGCGUCGCCUUUAGUAUUACUAGAUUUUCUUCUCUUCACUGUAUAAACACAACGGGCUGAACUGCUAAUUCAAUACAAAUGUACAGAUUAGCAGCAGGAAAAAAAGUACCACGUCAUUUUGUUUCCCUCGUCGCUCCUUUUUUUUUUUUUCUUCAUACGUUGUGCAAUAUGUUUUCCCUAAUUGCUUUUUUUGUUGUUGCGAAGAGCUUGUGAACGUUGUGUUUUUGUUUUUAAACACGAAGGGGGGGAAAAGCUUUGAGAAAUAGUCUGCCGCUUCUUGGAAAAUGGUUAAUGUUGUUGCCGAGAGUCGGAUGAGAAGAUUGAUACAACUCCGUACGCUAAAUAUGAAGUUGCAACCAGACGUUAGCCAUGUUAGCUUAGCAUAAAGACUAACUAGCUCCGUCUGUUGGUCACCAAUUCUGCUAACGCCGCCUCCUAAAGCUUAUUAUGGCUCAAUGUUUUUAGUAAAGUUGGUUUAACGAGGCUUGUACGUCGGCACUAACCCCAUGUUUCCAGUGUUUACACGAAGCUAUCCGACUCCUUUCCCAAAACGUUGAAAUAUUCCUUUAAGAGUUUGAAGGUUUUGGCACAUGCACGGUUUCCAGCUGAAAUCCUUAAAAAAAAGAAGGUAUCUAUUGGCUGAGAUUGAAGAAGCCCUGAUCCAACUGUGAAAAUCUGAGUAUAUUUGUCAUGUUUUAGUGGUGAUACAUUAUUGAAUCUCCUGAAUGGUGAUUGGUUAGCUUCACAUACUGGCCGUUGGCCAGUGUGGCUCUGCAGUCACAUCCAUAUCCUACACCUCUCUUUUUGGUUUAAAUAAAAAAAACACGUAUUCCCACUUGUGUCGUUCACACAGACAGCCUCCCCCCCCAUAGCGGUUGGAUACAGCAGCCGAUGCUAAUCAGGGACUCUGAAGUGCUUUGUCGAAGCUCGUGGCCGUCAGCAGGAGAUCCACCUCCAUGGAACUGUGUUGAUGUACAGUUUAAAUAUUCCUCUUUAUUGUUUUGUUUUUCUCCAUUUGUCACGUUGAUUGACGGCUUUGUUGGUGAUUCGGUGUUAAAACUCACGUCUGUGUUGCUCUGCGUCAGAAUGUACACGUGUCUGCUCCGUCGAACAAAUGCACAAACCCAAGAGACAACUUGUGUCCGACGGACUCGGAACGAUUGUACAACCUGCAUUUCAAUUUAUGAAUAAAAUCUAACAUCUGCUUUUAUA